Messenger RNA from Cuscuta campestris, 657 nucleotides. The record is from the annotation of a GenBank genome assembly. Lineage: Eukaryota; Viridiplantae; Streptophyta; Magnoliopsida; Solanales; Convolvulaceae.
GUAAUUAAAUUAGGUAUUGUUUGUAUGGGAUUGUCCGGUGUGGGAUUAAUUUGAGCUAGUUGAGUAAAGAUCCAUAAUCUAUUCCGCCCCGCCCCGGUCUCAUUGAAAGAAACCCUUCUUCUAUUGAUGAUUCCCGGACAAUCGACUUCAUAUUCUGCAACGGUGCUGUGGUUGAAGAUGAACGGAUCGUUAACUCGACAUCUCAAGGCGCUCGCAGUUCUGUUUCCAGUGACCAAGCCCAUUCCUUCUAUCUCGGAUUGGAGUGUUGAUGGACUUGUCAAAUAUGUUGACUCUGAAGAAUCUAAACAAUUGAGAGCUAAUGUCCGGAAGGAAGUAUUCCACAAGUCAAAGCUACACGCUGAAGAUGCAUUCGAGAGAAAGAAUUACGCAAUUGCAGCUGGUUGGUACAAUACGGCAAUAAAGGAAAGUCCAUGUGAUGCAACACUGUUGUCUAGGAGGAGUCUGUGCUAUUCCUUAGCGGGUUGCGGUAAUGCUGCUUUAUCUGAUGCUCAAGCCUGCGUGUGUUUGAGAGAAAGAAUUACACAAAUGCAGUAAAUUUGUAGUCUUUUCAACAUUAAAAUCCUUUGUUAGUUUAUAUCCCCUCCCUAUGAAAAUAAUCUUUUCAUUUGAGUUUUUACGGUAUUCAAUGUUGCAUUU